AUGUCGGUAGCGUAUCCUACAAAUGAAGGUGUGCAAGAUGAGCAUACGCACAAAGGGCUGCAUCUAUUUGCCAUUUGGGAGGCAUUAUCGUCGGGCAAGAUGCCAAAUAAUCAGCAAUUAGGAGGUCUAUUUUCGGCGAUCUCAGAGGGUUCUCAAUCGAUUGCUCAAGACGUAAAACGAAACAUGUCAAAAGAUGCCCGAGACUUCUUCAGUCACUUUUCGGAAAUAGUCGAUGACUCCUAUACAUUGCUCAAUAAAAAGAACCGUGGUGAUCUUUUGCAAAAUGCUGUCUAUGAGUUGACGCAAUCCAAAGCUUCAACGAACGCACCUGACGUUUGGAACGAUGUAACUGAGAACGUGGAUGGUCAAGGCUUGAAUCGUGAAGAUCUCAAACAGUUUUUUAUUUUAUUCUUCAACAACAGCCAUUUGCGUGAAAUUUUGCGAGAUGUUCUUGCCCUGUUCGGCCGUCAAGGUUCGAAGCUAACACAGCAAAAAUUCAACCAGCUCGAUCCACAGCAAGGAAAAAUUGGUCAGAAGGAUUCUUCACGAACUCAGAAACAUGAUGGAGUCAACUCUUCCACGUUUUCUACUGGAAAACAAAGAGGAAAACAACUUGACGGCCAGCCAUCAAAGACGAACCAGGCCUUCAAUGAUCCCCAAACACGACAAGUUAGAGAAGAAACUAGUUCCGAAUUGCGUAAAAUUAUGGAUCAAUUGAAGCACCUCGUCGUGGACUUACAACAGGAUAGGGCUUACCAGCAUCCCCUGCAGAGCCUUCUGGGUUUGGUUGAAAGAUUUGUCCAUGAGCUUGGUGACAAGCAAGGCAAAUUACAAGUUGAAACGAAUGACCACACUGAACGCUCUUUGCGUUAUCUUCGAGAGCUUGCUGAAAAUGUUGUCAAUCACUCCCUGCAACCUCUAAAUAAUAUUUUCAAGAGGUUCUAUCAAAGUGCUCAAGAAGACGGAGAAUUUAAACAGUGGUUUCAAGACUGUUAUGCUUAUUUGAGAAAAUUUGUUUUGAAAAAGGGUUACGCCGUUACUCAGGCUGCCACAGACGAGUAUAAUGAGCUUUACGACCGCGGACGCGGAUUCAUGAAAGGACGUUACAAACACCAUUGGGAUGAAUUAUGCUCUGAGUCUAAAUCCAUUACAGACAGUGCAGCUUCCGAUAAAAGCUAUCGCUAUUUAGGAGAUGAUGGCAAGAGACUGUACAAUACUUUGGUCGAACAUAAGGGUGGAGAAACAUCCUUGAAAAAGAAUUUAAUCUAUGAAAUUCUACAGUUAAGCAUACCUGUCAUUCUCACCCGAAUUCAGUACUUCCCAAUUCCUCGGCUUGAAAUUGAGCAACCUGCUUUUGACAUCGUCCUAGAGAACCUUAACCUUCAAACAAUUAACAUUCUACCAAAAAUUGCGGAAUUUCGAAACAAUAACCUCAUGAGAUUUUCCCCCUACGGAAACGUCUCCUCUAUUCAAGAUCAUUUAGUUCACCUUCAUCUUGCCCAUAUCCAAACUGAUCUCAAGAACGUCAAUUAUUAUAUUAGGCGUAAGCAAGGAUUUCCUAAAUUUGUCGAUCAGGGAAUCGUAGAUCUUGCUAUUCGUAAACAAGGCAUGGUUGUUGAUCUUGCCUUGUCGGCGACUCCUAAAACUCCUAAUCGCGAACUUCCUGGUUCAUUCUUUCGGCUAGACCAUGUCAAAGUGGAUGUUCACAACAUCAAGCUCAAACUUAGAAAGUCAAGACACAAAGCUCUAUUGAACUUCCUUAAGCCGUCAAUGAUGACUUACAUCCGAAAAACUGUAGCAAGGUCUUUGGAACUCUCAAUUCGACGAACUGUUGAGCAGUUAGACAGGCAGUGCUAUGAGAUACAUAGAGAAGCUCAAAAUGAAUUGGAAAGACAAUCCAGCAAGCCUACAAGAGAACAGGAUUCGAGAACAAAGGUUUAUGGCAAGACUGUAUAUAAUAAGAUGUCAGCAAUGCAACAACGCUCUCAAUCUUCUGGUUCGAACCAAAAAGUUCGUGUGGCUCUUCACGAACAGAACAGUGAGCUCAGCAACAUUGUGCUUCCUUCUCACAACUUAGAGGAAGGUGAAAGUCUAAGACGAUCGGCUCUUUCCGGGUCUACUUGGCAUUCCCCUAUUUAUGAUAGUUUAGGAGCCAUGGGAGGUGCCAGUGCUGCUGGAGUAUCACGUCGUUCACAACGUUCGAAAAAGUCAAAGCGUACCUCAUCUAAGAACCGUCCACCAACCGCAAGAACUUUGAAUGAAGAGCAGCAGCCUUCUGCGAAUGACAGUUUAAACCAAACAAUCCUGAGUGAUCAAAUGGCUCUCGGAAACGUAACUGAAAUACCACUUCCUCCGAACGCAAACACUAAAAGACACAGUUUGACUGAACAUUCUAUAGGUAGUUUUGGAGACGAGCAGCGUUCUCCAGAAGUCCUGUUCCGUCAUACUGAUGCUCCCAACCGAAAGCAUGAUGCUUUCAAACACCAAACAGCAGUUACUUAA
This is a messenger RNA of Schizosaccharomyces osmophilus, 2502 nucleotides long. RefSeq names its product DUF4449 family conserved protein, involved in cell-cell communication. Gene Ontology annotation, molecular function: lipid binding. The record is from RefSeq and is a predicted model, not a curated record. Lineage: Eukaryota; Fungi; Ascomycota; Schizosaccharomycetes; Schizosaccharomycetales; Schizosaccharomycetaceae. The transcript has a single exon. The coding region runs from base 1 to 2502 and encodes 833 amino acids.